CUGAAAGUGACCUUUGAAAGGAAAAGUAGGUAGUGCACUGUACCUUCCUGGCUAUAGCUGGCCAGGGCAGACUCAGCUGGCUAGAUAGGGAAUCAUGUCUGUGUGACUGUGCAGCAUCAGAGUCCCCAGAGGAGAUAGCAGCAUGCAGAACCCCCUCUCUUCCCCUGGAGGCUCACGCUCUUCCCUUUCUGCUUAGACAUCACCGGCAAGGCAACUGCAGAAGCAGACACUCACUGGCGCUUUCCACUCCUCUGCAGGCUGUUCCUGUCAAAGCUGUAAGUAUCCUUUGUGUGCUGCGAGACCAAACAGGAAGGCACAUACAGGGGCUGGGCCUGUGGAUUUCUUUCUUCAGCCUUGCAUAUUUUUCGUGUGAUUUGAGCAACAUAAAUGGCCCGCUGUGGAAUCGGGGCAACUGAAAUUCUUCCAAACUGGAUUUCGUACACAUCCGUCUGCUGUACAUCCAAAGCCAAUGACAAUAAGGUUCCUCGGGAAACCAGAAGCAAAGAAACCAGAGUGGUUUGGAAUCACACUGUGCUCCCUGGGAGAUUCUUCUGAGAGAGAGAGAGAGAGAGCGCCCAGGAGGAAAUGUAACAAAGGCUUACACCUCCAGAUGGUGGAGAGAUCAGGCACCAUCCUUGAUUGCAAGUGACCGAUAGCCAGGUGAAAAAUGUGCCUGGCAGAUUUCAAAUGCUGCUCUGUAGCAAUGGAUUGCACAAAUUUGUGCUGAAAAUUUACACUGCUGCACAAGGGGAGAAAAGCAAACCACCCACAAAAGCAGAUGGGGUAAUGGCUCAAGUCAGCUAACCAGGAAGAUGGAUGAGAGAGCAGGAGACGGGCACAAGGUGGUAAGAAAACAGACCAGCUUAACUCAGGCCAGCAGUCAAGUACAAAGUUAGUUCUGGAUGUCCAUUUCUACCUAUUUUUUAAUCACGUUGAGUGGGAAUUUCCCCCCUCUUUUAAAAGCAAUGCAGUUGAAAUUACAUUCAGGUCAGCACCGAUCUGUUCUAUAAUAACUUUAUUUAUUUUGUUAAUCUUUGUGCAGAUCCUGUGUACCUUGACUCAGAAAUAAUUUCCACUGUGCUCAUUGGGACUAACACCCAGAAAAAGUGCAUCAGAUGGUAGCAUUAGUUCAUUCACGCUGUAAUCCUAUAAUAAUAAUAAUUCAUUAUUUAUACCCCGCCCAUCUGGCUGGGUUUCCCCAGCCAAUCCUAUACUUGCUUACCUAGGAGUAAGAACCAUUGAACUCUGUAUUACCUCAGAGUACAUAGGUUUAGGUUGCACUGUAACAAGUUAGCUCAGCACAUUCCAAAGUCCUGCGGUAGAUGACAGAGAUUAAAAAUAAGUAACUACAAUUUGUAAAUAUAUAUGAAGAUGGAGGAUUUGGGGGAAAUGAUAUAUUUUUAAGGGAGAAAUUAAAGGCUAAAGGAUAUAAUUAGAUGAAGUUAAGAUUAAAAUUGAGUAAGAAAUACGAUUGAGUGAAGAAUAAGAAUUGUAAUUGUUGAGUUAUUUUGUAAGCAUUGUGAAAGCUGCAUAAUGGGAUAUAAAAUAGAUUCGGGAAGGGAGGGACGGGGAAGUCGAUGAUAUGAUAUUAAUAAGAUUUUGCUAUUUGGCUUUGUUGUUGUUUUUCUCUUUUCAUUUUUUUUUGUUUUUAUUCUUUCUUUUUUGGUAUUUUUUAUAUUUCUUAUAUUGUAAAACCUUCAAUAAAUAUAUUAUUAAAAGAAGUAACUACAAAGGACAUAUAUUAAAAUAAAAUAAACAUCCUGCUACCAACCAACUUAACAUACGUAAACACCCAUCUUCAUACAUGACACUUAAUUUUUUACAUCACCAGGAGGUGAAAAUUCCCCAGUGUGUAGAAUUCUUCAACAUGCUAUGGAUAGCAAGGUAUCUGGGAUGGAACAAAAAAGGGUGUUCAGUGCUACCAGCUCUUAUCAUUUAAUUAAUUUCAUUAUGUGCCUGGAUGUUUGAAGACUAAAAGCAUGCAACUUGUAACCAAUUCUGCUUUAAUUGAAAUAAUCAGAAUUUCUUUCCCAUCCUGUGUGUGCCGUCAAAAGUUCAAAAAUAUGGAAGUUGUGUGCUUUAAUAGCUGUGAAACCUAAAGAACCCACUUUCAUUUGCUUUUGAGUCUUUUUGUGAUUUGUCCACCUAAUCUCAUAAUAAGGAUUUGACUGCUCUGUUAUCAUUUGAUUUUAACAACCACAGGCAAACACCGAUGAGACAUGGUUGACAUUUAAUCAAUCUAGAUGAAAAAAGUCACAUUUUUAUUGACUCUGUGUUAACAUGAGGAGUUUCUUGCAGAAGCAGACUGUUCAUCAGUGAGGAGAGAUCUAUCUCUGAGUACAUUAUCAAACCCUCCUGUCCUUCACAGUUUCAAAUAAAAACAUUAUUCUGUACAUAUAAUACUUUUAUUGUCCUGUGAAUACGGACCACAGCCCCUGCUUCCUGUUCGAUUGUUACACAUUGCAGGAAAAGACUGACCAUUUUAUUGCGGGAUCAACAGAUCUAGCCACUCCUACCAAACAUUUGAAUCAUUUGGUGUUAGUGCCGUUGCUGUUGAAACAUCUGUCUCCAUUGCUUGCUGGCCAGAGCCAUACUUCCAGGUCUUGAGAGCAUUGUUGAGUUCAAAUACCUGCUUAGCCAUGGAUUCAGAGGGUGAUUUUUGGGCAAGCCACCGUAUCUUAGCCUCCCUUCCCCAUUUGUAAAGUGAAAAUGAUAGUAUUUCUCAUAGGCAGGUGCUGAGAAGAAACUAACGCUGCACUACACAGUUAGAAAAUGCUCACUCUAUGUGGGAUAACUAUGGCGUAAUUAAAACUGAAGCAUUUCCAGGCUGACUUCCUGCUUCAUAUAAAUCUGAUGCUAUGGAGGGGCUCCAAUGCAGUUGUUUUGUCACUCAGGUUAGGUAACUGCGUAAGAUCUGCACUGCUUUGGGGAAUAAAGGCUAGCAGGUCUUUUUUUGUUUGUUUGCUUGCUUGCUUGCAGGUCCCCACAAGCUUCCAAGGGAUGGCUGCUGAUGUUCACAAGAAGGAUGGAGAUGUUCACAAGAAGGAUGGAGAUGUGCCCAAUGGCUCAUUGGUCCCAUGCGACAGAAAGCAUGUUGAGAGGUCAGAGAGUCCUGCCCCAGGGCUCACUCAGGGAACAGAACCAGGGGCAGGCCAGGAGGGAGCCAUGUUUGUUCAUGCCAAGUCCUAUGAGGACCUGACCAGCACCGAGAAUCAGGAUGCGGCUCCUCAGAGCCCGGAGGAAAGCGAAGAGCGCCAAGGUGAGCAGGCAAAGAUGGAGGAGAUCAGCAAGGACUUCAGCGAACUGAGCACCCAGCUUACUGGCAUAGCCCUGGAUUUGGAAGAAGAGAUAAGGCACAGCAAAGAAGACAAGUGGGAGCUCUCGCCACAGGCCUCACGCAGAGACUCUGUGCUGUCCGGGAAGGAGGAAGAAGACGUGACCAUGGAUGCCUGGCGCAUGCACCAGAAGCAUGUCUUUGUUCUGAGUGAGGCAGGCAAGCCGGUGUAUUCCCGCUAUGGGUCUGAAGAAGCGCUGUCCAGCACCAUGGGGGUAAUGAUGGCUCUGGUGUCCUUCCUUGAAGCACAGAAGAAUGCCAUCAGGUCUAUUCACGCAGAUGGGUACAAGGUGGUGUUUGUGCGCAGGAGCCCCCUGGUGCUGGUUGCUGUGGCUCAGACACGGCAGUCAGAACAAGAAAUUGCUCAGGAGCUCCUUUAUAUCUACUACCAGAUCCUUAGUCUCUUGACGUGGACCCAGCUCAACCAUAUCUUCCAGCAGAAGCAGAACUAUGACCUAAGGAGACUGCUGGCCGGCUCCGAGCGUAUCACGGACAACUUGCUAGACCUGAUGGCGAGGGACCCGAGCUUUCUGAUGGGGGCUGCACGUUGCCUCCCUAUGGCUGGUGGAGUCAGGGAUGCCGUGAGCUCCUGCCUCCAGCAAGCCAAAGCUAAAAGCCUGGUCUUCUCCAUCCUCUUAUCCAAGAACCAACUGGUGUCUCUGGUGAGAAAAAAAGACCAGUUCCUGCAUCCGAUUGACCUUCACCUACUCUUCAAUCUCAUCAGUUCGUCCUCCUCAUUUAGAGAAGGUGAAGCCUGGACUCCCAUCUGCCUGCCCAAGUUCAACUCCAGCGGUUUCUUCCAUGCUCACAUUUCCUACUUGGCGCAGGACACGGAUUUGUGUCUCCUUCUGAUCUCCACUGACCGGGAGGACUUCUUCACAGUGUCUGACUGCAAGCGCAGGUUCCAGGAACGGCUGAAGAAGCGUGGUGUUUAUCAUGUCCUCAUGGAGGAGCUGUGCGCUCCGUCCUACACUGUCUCCCAGGUGGGAAUCCCAGACCUCCGACACUUCAUCUACAAAUCUAAGAGCUCAGGACUCUUUACCAGCCCAGAGAUUGAUGCUCCCUACAUCACUGAGGAGGAAAAAGAGAGACUUCUGGGAUUAUAUCAGUACUUACACAGCCGGGCCCAUAAUUCUUCCCGUCCUCUGAGCUACAUCUAUUACACUGGAUCUAAUGAAAAUCUCCUGGCUUGGGUAACUAGUGCCUUUGAGCUCUACGUAUGCUUCAGCCCCCUGGGAACCAAAGCAGCAGCUGUCAGCGCUGUCAACAAACUUAUGAGGUGGAUCCGCAAGGAAGAAGACUGGCUCUUUAUAUUAACACCCCAGACUUACUGACUGCUGCGGCCUGUGUCGUCUGCCUGGGGUUCCUCAGUGCCAGUGAAUGCCCAAAGGGAUGUCCUCUCACCUCUGGGGACACUAGACCCUCUCUCGGAGAUUCCCUCCCAAACCAGAAAUGGGAGGAGGAGGAGAAAAGGUGGGUCUGAGAAGAACAGAGUUUUGUGCCUACAGGGAGCAUCUGGGAAGGAGACUUGCAUUUCAGUUUGUACUACAUUUUAAACAUUAUCCCUACUGUGUCUGGAACUGAAACAUGGAUCCUCCUGGCCUUCAUCCAUGUGAUUGCUACCCAAGAUGCUCUUCAUCCCAAACAUAGAAUGUAAUCUCUUAUCCACAUCUCCAGACCGUGUUUUCCCCUCCUCUCCUAACAAGCUUCUCUUGGGAGAAGCUCAGGCAAUAGUUUUCCUGUAUUGUUGCCCAAGCUAAUGCAUCAAGGAGUCCAGUGUACUUCAUU
Messenger RNA from Zootoca vivipara (common lizard), 5122 nucleotides. The record is from RefSeq and is a predicted model, not a curated record. NCBI's taxonomy places the organism in Eukaryota, Metazoa, Chordata, Lepidosauria, Squamata, Lacertidae.